GGUCGAGAUCCUGUCGAAAUCCUCCAGACCGCAAUUCCUAAUUUAUUCUUGAAUCAGAGAUUAUACAUAAGUUGAAUAAUAGAUGGGUCCAUAAAACUAAACGGGUUCAUCGGACCAGUUCUUCGCUGUCAGAGGAUCCGUGCUCGUCGAGGUCGCCAUGGGGAUAAAGGGUUUGACGAAGCUCCUUGCUGACCACGCUCCCAAAGCUAUCAAGGAACAGAAGUUUGAGAAUUAUUUCGGCCAGAAGAUUGCAAUCGACGCCAGCAUGAGUAUCUACCAGUUCCUUAUCGUUGCCAGAAGAACUGGCAUGGAAACUCUCACUAACCAGAAUGGCAAAAUUACAAGCCAUCUGCAAUGGAUACUCAAUCGAACUAUCAGAUUUUUAGAAGCAGGUAUCAAGCCAGUAUAUGUAUUUGAUGGUCAGCCUCCAGAGCUGAAGAAACAAGGACUUGCUAAAAGAUAUUCAAAGAGGGAAGAUGCAACUAAGGAUUUGAACACAACUGUUGAGACUGGUGAUCUGCAGGGAAUUGAAAAGUACAGCAAAAGGACUAUCAAGGUAACCAAGCAACAUAAUGAAGAUUGUAAACGACUCUUAAGACUAAUGGGUGUGCCAACUAUUGAGGCACCCUGUGAAGCAGAAGCUCAAUGUGCAGCUCUUUGCAAAAGUGACAAGGCGUAUGCGGUUGCCUCAGAAGACAUGGAUUCUUUAACUUAUGGGGCGCCGAGGUUUCUUCGUCAGAUAAUGGAUCCUAGUUCCAAAAAAACCCCUGUGAUGGAAUUUGAAGUUUCAAAGGUCCUUGAAGAACUAGAACUCACUAUGGAUCAGUUCAUUGAUCUGUGCAUUCUCUCUGGAUGUGAUUAUUGUGAUAGCAUUAAAGGCAUUGGAGGACAAACAGCUUUGAAGUUCAUCCGUCAGCAUAGUUGCAUAGAGAAUAUCUUGGAGAACAUAAACAAAGAAAGAUAUCAAAUUCCUGAAGAAUGGCCUUAUCUAGAAGCUCGACGCUUGUUCAAAGAGCCUAAUGUGACCAUGGACGUUCCAGAACUAAAGUGGAUAGCUCCAGAUGAUGAGGGUCUUCGGAGCUUUCUGGUGCAUGAAAAUGGAUUCAAUAGUGACCGAGUUGCUAAGGCAAUAGAAAGAAUUAAAUUGGCCAAGAACAAAUCUUCCCAGGCCGUUUGGAGUCUUUUUUAAACCUGUUGUAAAUGCAUUCGCCCCCUCCAAAAGAAAGGAGAGUGCCUCCGAAAACUUGCAAAAGGAGAAUAGUGCCUCCGAAAGUGGUCAUUGGAGUCACUCUGAUCAUUUAGUAGCAAUUUAGAAAAAAGGACAAAAAGGGUACCUGUGAUGCUCCUUGUGAGUGAUAACUUUUUGGAUAAUUGUUAGUCAUAUGACCGCACUUCGAUGGUUGAGUGUGGUUUGAUGUAUUUUGUGUAGAUGAUCUCUGCUACGAUUAAAAUGAAAGUUUUGCUUGUAUUGGUCA
Zingiber officinale is the source of this 1475-nucleotide messenger RNA. RefSeq names its product flap endonuclease 1-A-like. Gene Ontology annotation, molecular function: DNA binding; 5'-3' exonuclease activity; 5'-flap endonuclease activity. The record is from RefSeq and is a predicted model, not a curated record. Lineage: Eukaryota; Viridiplantae; Streptophyta; Magnoliopsida; Zingiberales; Zingiberaceae. Bases 158 to 1189 code for a protein of 343 amino acids. The transcript is spliced from 17 exons.